Messenger RNA from Diceros bicornis minor, 3711 nucleotides. It is a transcript of the gene MELTF, whose product is annotated as melanotransferrin. The transcript is spliced from 16 exons. The record is from RefSeq and is a predicted model, not a curated record. NCBI's taxonomy places the organism in Eukaryota, Metazoa, Chordata, Mammalia, Perissodactyla, Rhinocerotidae. Bases 113 to 2332 code for a protein of 739 amino acids. Gene Ontology annotation, cellular component: recycling endosome; plasma membrane; early endosome. Gene Ontology annotation, molecular function: heme binding; peroxidase activity. Gene Ontology annotation, biological process: response to oxidative stress; iron ion transport.
CGGCCAGAGCCAGAGAGGAAGGAGGGAGAAAACCCCGGCUGCUGCUGUUCCGCUCGGACCCGGACCUGGACCCAACCCGCACCCUACCAGCCCCAGCUAUCUAGACCGCGCCAUGCGGGGCACGAGCGUGGCUCUGUGGCUUUUCCUGGCUCUGCGUACUGCGCUCGGCGGGAUGGAGGUGCGGUGGUGCACCACCUCAGACCCGGAGCAGCAGAAAUGCAGCGACAUGAGCAAGGCCUUCCAGGAAGCCGGGAUCCGGCCCUCCCUCCUGUGCGUCCAGGGCGCCUCGGCCGACCACUGCGUCCAGCUCAUCACGGCACAGGAGGCUGAUGCCAUCACCCUGGAUGGAGGAGCCAUUUAUGAGGCGGGGAAGGAGCAUGGCCUGAAGCCUGUGGUAGGCGAAGUGUAUGAUCAAGAGGUUGGCACCUCCUAUUAUGCCGUGGCUGUGGUCAAGAGGAGCUCCCAUGUGACCAUCGACACCCUGAAAGGCAUGAAGUCCUGCCACACGGGCAUCAACCGGACAGUGGGCUGGAACGUGCCCGUGGGCUACCUGGUGGAGAGCGGCCGCCUCUCGGUGAUGGGCUGCAACGUGCUCAAAGCUGUCAGCGACUAUUUUGAGGGCAGCUGUGUCCCGGGGGCAGGAGAGACCAGUUACUCGGAGUCCCUCUGUCGCCUCUGCCGGGGUGACGCCGCUGGGGAGGGGGUGUGUGAGAAGAGCCCCCGGGAGAGAUACUACGACUACAGCGGGGCCUUCCGGUGCCUGGCGGAAGGGGCAGGGGACGUGGCCUUCGUGAAGCACAGCACGGUGCUGGAGAACACUGACGGGAAAACCCUGCCCUCCUGGGGCCAGGCGCUGCUCUCACAGGACUUCGAGCUGCUGUGCCGGGAUGGCAGCCGGGCCGACAUCACUGAAUGGAGGCGAUGCCACCUGGCUCGGGUGCCUGCUCAUGCCGUGGUGAUCCGGGCUGACAUGGACGGGGGCCUCAUCUUCCGGCUGCUCAACGAAGGCCAGCGUCUGUUCAGCCAUGAGGGCAGCACCUUCCAGAUGUUCAGCUCGGAGACCUAUGGCCAGAAGAACCUGCUGUUCAAAGACACCACCUCUGAGCUGGUGCCCAUCGCCACUCAGACCUACGAGGCGUGGCUGGGCCCCGAGUACCUGCAUGCCAUGAAAGGUCUCCUCUGUGACCCCAACCGGCUGCCCCACUACCUGCGCUGGUGUGUGCUGUCCACUCCUGAGAUCCAGAAGUGUGGGGACAUGGCUGUGGCCUUCAGCCGGCAGAGGCUCAAACCAGAGAUCCAGUGUGUGUCGGCCGAGUCCCCCCAGCACUGCAUGGAACGGAUCCAGGCUGGGCAAAUCGACGCUGUGACCCUGAGGGGCGAGGACAUUUACAUGGCGGGGAAGACUUAUGGCCUGGUGCCAGCGGCCGGGGAGCACUAUGCCUCGGAGGACAGGAGCAGCUCGUACUUCGUGGUGGCCGUGGUGAAGCGGAACAGCUCCUACGCCUUCACCCUGGACGAGCUGCGGGGCAAGCGUUCCUGCCACCCCGGCUUCGGCAGCCCCGCUGGCUGGGACAUCCCCGUGGGCGCCCUCAUGCAGAGGGGCUUCAUCCGGCCCAAGAACUGCGACGUCCUCACAGCGGUGAGCCAGUUCUUCAGCGCCAGCUGCGUGCCUGUGAACAAUGCCAAGAACUACCCGGCCUCGCUGUGCGCGCUCUGCGUGGGGGACGAGCGCGGCCGCAACAAGUGUGUGGGCAACAGCCAGGAGAGGUACUACGGCUACAGCGGCGCCUUCAGGUGCCUGGUCGAGGACGCAGGGGACGUCGCCUUCGUCAAGCACACCACCGUCUUUGACAACACGAACGGCCACAAUUCCGAGUCCUGGGCUGCUGAGCUCAGGUCGGAGGACUAUGAGCUGCUGUGUCCCAACGGGGCCCGGGCCGAGGUGUCCCAGUUCGCAGCCUGCAACCUGGCACAGAUACCGUCCCACGCCAUCAUGGUCCGGCCAGACACCAACAUCUUCGCUGUGUAUGGACUGCUGGACAAGGCCCAGGACCUCUUUGGAGAUGACCAUAAUAAGAAUGGGUUCCAAAUGUUCGACUCCUCCAACUAUCACGGCCAAGACCUGCUUUUCAAGGAUGCCACAAUCCGGGCGGUGCCUGUCGGGGAGAAGACCACGUACCGCGACUGGCUGGGCCCCGACUACAUGGCAGCUCUGGAAGGGAUGCUGUCUCAGCAGUGCUCGGGCGCAGCCGUCGCUGCCUCCAGAGUCCCCCUGCUCCUGCCACUGCUCCCGCUGUCCCUCACCGCUGGCCUUCUCCUGCCCUCCCUCUGAAGCAGCUCCGGGCAAGCUUCGCCCUCCCUUGGAAUGGAAACCUGUUCAGAAAUCCCUAUCAAUAAGGCCGUUCUCCUCGGUAAAUCCUGUUAUCACUGCUCAGAGGGGAACGUGAUGGGAGAGGAAAUGUGAGGAACCAUAGAGCUCCUUGGAGCUGAGAUUCCAAAGCUGAAGUUGCUGUGAUUGCUUCAAAGUGGAAUAAAGACGAAUGUUAAGGAAAAGUGUCCCCACCUCCAGUUGGACCUGAGCAGGUCUCUCCUGCUGGAACCCAGCCUCUGCCUCCCAGGCACCACCUGUCCCUCCGUUACCUGAGGCGGUGUGCUGGCCAGCCUCCCAGUCGCGCCCCACCCACAGGCUGGCACAGCCCGCUUCCCUGCAAAUCUGCAGGCUCCCACCACAUGGAUCCUCACCAGGCUUGGAUCUGGAGAAAAGACCAGUUACCAAGGAAACAGGCUGAGCCCGGGCUUCCCACACGGACCUCUCUGCUGGAGCUUGUCCUGCCAAGCCGCCCAGGGGGGCCUGGUGAGAUGACAGGGCCUGCCGGCCCCUCCCCUGCUGGUUCCCACUUCCCCCUCUGGAGAAUGGACACUGCACCCAGCACCUCCCGUCCGCCUCCACUCCGUCUGUCCUCUAGGCUCCACGUUCCAGCCUCCCUCCCAAGGACACUGGGCCUGCCACCAAGGCAUCAUCAGAUGAGGCUACAACCAGGCCCUCCAAGGAGGCAAAGCCGCUGGACACACGCAGCCCUUUGUCCUUGUCGUCUGUGGCUUGGCGUGGCCCAGACCACUGGACACCUGAUUAUGCUGGGCUGGGAACGGCAGGGAGACCAGGGCUGCAGCGUACAGAUGAAACCCUCAAGGGGGCCUCAGACAAAGGAAAUGCUUCUCAGUAAGAAUUUUUACUAGGUGGAGGGCUUGAUGCAGGGAGGGGGUUGUAAAGUCCUGCCUGAAGCCCUGUCUGCUGUAAGGAGGGCAGGCCUCAGAACUGGACAGCUCUGUGUGCUGGGCCUUCCGAUGAGUUCAGCUGUGCCGGGCUCUGUCCUGGGGUUGAGUCCCUCAGCAGGAGUCCCCACUCCUGAGUUUCGUCCUCUCAGGCUGCAUCUCAGAUCCUCCCCUUCUCCGACCCCAGAGUGAGGCCCACCGCUCUCAGCCACCCCUCUACAUCUGACAGCAGCAGUUGCCUCCGGGCUGAAGGGCCCAGCCUCAGGAUUACCCAGGAGCUCCAGGCCCUGGCACAGGAGGUGGCCCUGGCCUCUAGGGCAACACGAGGCCUUCUGCAGAGCUGGGAAUGGGGAGAUGCCAUUCUCUCUGUCAGAGGAGACCUGGGCCCAGGUUAGGUACUGGGGGAGCUCCUGCACCGACGGGGUCCUCGGGCCACUC